Phyllostomus hastatus (greater spear-nosed bat) is the source of this 1729-nucleotide messenger RNA. It is a transcript of the gene GPANK1, whose product is annotated as G-patch domain and ankyrin repeats 1. Gene Ontology annotation, molecular function: protein binding; nucleic acid binding. The coding region runs from base 510 to 1565 and encodes 351 amino acids. The transcript is spliced from 5 exons. Lineage: Eukaryota; Metazoa; Chordata; Mammalia; Chiroptera; Phyllostomidae. The record is from RefSeq and is a predicted model, not a curated record.
AGUGUCGCGAGGCCGCUGAGGAAGACUCUGAGGGCGGAACGCAACGAGGAGCCACCGGAAGCGGAAGCCCAGUACCGGGUUCUGGGCAGGGGAGCCUGGGAAGUAGUUGUGUGAUCUCGGGACCGGGGGCUUCGGGAAGAGUUGGGGGCUUCAAUGGAGACUUUUGUUGCGGGCGCUAAGUGCGACCUUCGAACUCUGGUUGGAGUAAUGCUACGCAUGUAUCUUGGAGUAUUCUGGAUGUUUGAUUAUGCAGAUUCCUUUGCUUACAACAGCGCCGUUUUGCAUUACUGAAGCCACAAGGCUAUGCGGACUGCAGCCUCUCCCCAGUACGCUUUCUACUUCUGGAGAAGUAUCAAAUGUUUUUGUUUGAGAAGACACCUGAAAUAGGAUCGAGGAAGAUAUAAAGGGUUUCUGGAGGUGGCUUUGGUCACUGCAGGGCCGCCAGGAUUUUGGCUCACUGGCUUCAUCUUCCUCUUGCCUAGUCUCAUUUUCUCAGCUCUCCCAAAGCCAUGUCUAGGCCCUCUGUCAUCACCUUUACCCCAGCCAGUGACCCCAGCGACCUCUGGAAAGAUGGGCAGCAGCAGUCACAGCCUGAAGAGCUGGAGCCUACUCUGGAUGGGGCAGCAGCCCGGGCUUUCUAUGAGGCCUUGAUUGGAGAUGAGAGCAGCACCCCUGAACCUCAGAGAUUGCAACCUGAGCCUGCCAGUGAGAGAAAAAGGAAGAAGAGAAGAAUGACGAGAGAAGCUGCAACAGGACCAUCAAGAGGACAUGGACAAAGGAGAUCCCUUGAGGCUGAGGACAAGAUGACUCAUUGGAUACUGAGGGCAGCCCAGGAGGGGGACUUGGCAGAACUAAAAAGGCUGCUGGAUCCCCAUGAGGCAGGGGGAGCUGGGGGGAAUAUCAAUGCUCGGGAUGCCUUCUGGUGGACCCCCCUGAUGUGUGCUGCCCGAGCAGGCCAGGGGGCAGCUGUGCGCUAUCUCCUGGGCCAGGGUGCUGCCUGGGUCGGGGUCUGUGAGCUGGGUGGCAGGGAUGCUGCUCAGCUGGCUGAAGAAGCAGGCUUCCCUGAGGUGGCCCGCAUGGUCAGAGAGAGCCAUGGAGAGAAGAGGAGUCCAGAGAACCGGUCCCAAGCCCCCUCCCCCCAGUACUGUGAGACCUGUGAUGCCCACUUCCAGGACUCUAACCACCGCACAUCUACUGCUCACCUGCUGUCACUGUCCCGGGACCUCCAGACCCCCAGUCUGCACCUCGGGGUGCCCAUCUCCAGCCCAGGCUUCAAGCUGCUGCUGAAGGGGGGGUGGGAGCCUGGAAUGGGGCUGGGACCCCGGGGCAAGGGCCGUGUCAACCCCAUCCCCACUGUCCUCAAGAGAGACCAGGAAGGAUUAGGGUACAGGUCAGCACCCCAAUCCCGAAUCACACACUUCCUGGCUCGGGAUACCCGGGCAGUGGCUGGGAGGGAGAGAGCCCCACAGGUGACCACACUGAGCAGGAAGGAGGAGAGAAGGCAGAAGGAGAAGGACAAGGCCUGGGAGCGGGAUCUGAGGACGUACAUGAACCUUGAGUUCUGAGCUUGGCAAGGUCUGACCCUGGUCUGCUGAAGUCUGAGCUGGGCACUUAGCUUCUACUUCCUGGAGUCUGCCCAGGUCCCAGACACUUGGAUUUUGGUCAGUAGGCCCUACCUUUGGGAGUGGAGCUGAGAAUUGAGAAAUAAAUCAACUUUACUUUUUGUUUA